UGUGUGCGAAAGAGUCAGAAAUCCUGGUGGUGUUGUUAGUUGCACCGAGUUAUGUUGUGUUAGAUGUCACGGUAGAAAGAGACAUAUUUCACUCGCACGAUAAACGUGCGAAACGAAAUGUAAUUAUAUUUAGUGUACAUAUCUUGUUAUAAUAAGUUGUUAGUUAAAACGACAAUGGCAUGGGUACAGCUCGAAGAACGCUUAGGCGUGGCCAUACAUAACUUUACGCACGAUGAUCCCCAUGCGAUGCGAUUAACUGUUGGGGAGGUGAUACAUAUAUUGGAAGAAUGCGGAGAUUGGUAUCACGGACGUAGUAAAUUGAACGGAGCAAGCGGAAUCUUUCCAAAGCCUUACGUACACGUUUUAAAACAAUCGAUGAAUACGGAUUGUUUAAUACACGAAAUUACUAAUGUUCUAAGAGAAUGGGGACAUCACUGGAAGCACCUAUACGUGGUGCACUCGGUGCAUUUCCGAACGAUGCAGCAACAAAUUUUAGAAUUAAUUGGGUACAGAAGCAAAAUUUUAAGUGGCACUUUAACGGUGGACGAGUUAAAAGAUAUGAAGAGAUUGGCAACAGCCAGAAUCGAUACUGGAAAUCAGCUAUUAGGUAUGGACAUGGUUGUCCGCGAUGAACAGGGAAAUGUUCUAAAUCCUGAAGAAACGAGUACGAUUCAGUUGUAUUACCAUCAUGAAACAGCUACGGAAAGAAUAAGAAAGGCGGCUAACGAUACUAAACAGAAAUCGUCGAAACCACAAGCGCCAGUGUACUCGCACAUAUUUUUUGUUAGCGUAAGAAAUUUUGUGUGUAAAAUGGCUGAGGACGUAGAGUUAUUAUUGACUCUGUACGAUGGAAAAGAGAUGAAAGCGAUCACAGAAAAUUAUGUGGUAUCGUGGAGCAAAGAGGGACUCGCACGCGACAUAGAUCAGUUGCACAACCUCCGAGUCUUGUUCACGGAUCUCGGUUCUCGAGAUUUAGCCAGAGACAAGGUUUACUUAGUUUGUUACGUGAUCAGGAUCGGAGGUAUGGAAGUUAAAGUCAUCGACCACCGGCGUUCGAGCGUAACGCAAGUUAGUCAAAAGUCGAGAAACACCGAAAACAUGAGGAGGCCGUUUGGUGUAGCGGCAAUGGAUAUUACAGCGUACAUCACUGGAAGACUUGAAGGCGAUUCUGAUCAUCAUCACUUUAUUCCUUUCGUACAUUCGGAUGAAAGAAUUCGUUUUGUCGGGCUCCUUUCAUUUCGUUCCAGAUGUUGUGAGAAAGAAAGUUUAGACGGCACGUUACGUAGGAUUCUCUCUCAGAAAGAGAUAAAUAUCCAAAAAAGUGGUAAUGGAAGCAAUGGCAACUUCGCCGGUGUUCAAGGUUUAUGGGCCAGUUUAAAGUUACUCAGAGGAGAUCCGAAACAAGUACGCGAUGAAAAUCCACAUUUAGUGCUUGGUAAUGUUGCCAUUGCUAGGAAAAUGGGAUUCCCAGAAGUCAUAUUACCAGGCGACGUUAGGAACGACUUGUAUCUGACAUUGAUAAGCGGUGAAUUUAAUAAAGGGUCAAAGUCUACGGAUAAAAAUGUUGAAGUUACGGUCAAAGUAUGUAACGAGGGUGGCGUGCCAAUACCAGGAGUUAUCAAAUUGGGCGGUGGAGCAUCGAUGAUCGAUGAAUAUCGCAGCGUUAUUUAUUAUCACGAAGACAAGCCAAGAUGGUGUGAAACAUUUAAAAUUGCUGUUCCUAUCCAGGAAUUCAAACAGGCGCACCUGAAAUUUACAUUUAGACACCGCAGUUCGAACGAAGCAAAGGAUAAAUCCGAGAAACCUUUCGCUUUAAGUUACGUUAAACUGAUGCAACGUAAUGGUACAACCUUGCAAGAUAUUCAGCACGAGCUGCUAGUUUAUAAGUUGGACCAGAAAAAGUACGAAGAGGCUGAUAUAUCCUAUUUGAAAUUGCCAUCGACGAGGGGUGAAUUGAUGGAAUUGAACGUUGAGAAGAAACCAACGGUGGGUGCACUUACCUUAAGCAGCAAAGAUAACUUUUUGAUCGCGAGCAAUAUUUGUUCAACAAAGUUGACACAGAACGUAGACUUGUUAGGUUUAUUGAACUGGGCAUCGCACAAUACAGAUUUAAAAGAAUCUUUGAUCGCCUUAAUGAAAGUUGACGGUGAGGACGUGGUAAAGUUCUUACAGGAUGUUUUGGACGCUUUGUUCAAUAUACUAAUGAGCAAUUCCGAUAGUGACGUUUACGACGACAUGGUCUUUGAAUGCUUAUUGUACAUUAUUGGCCUCGUAUCCGAUAGAAAAUAUCAACACUUUCAACCAGUAUUGGAUCUGUACAUUUCCGAGAGUUUUUCUGCAACGCUUGCGUACAAAAAAUUAAUUGCAGUAUUACGUAAACGCAUAGAUAACGCGACCAACAAUGGUUCACAAGAACGCGACAUACUCCUGAAGACUAUGAAGAGUCUACAAUAUUGUAUGAGAUUUAUCGUUGAAUCUCGCCUUCUAUUCAUUGCGCUAAAUCAAGACGAAGAAGAGUUUUCUCAAACUUUAACCGAAUUGCUGAGAUCGAUUGUCGAACUGAUGAGGCAUGAAACAGACAGUACUUUGUUAGUUCAAGGAGCGUGUCUUAAAUAUUUGCCUGCUACUAUACCUCAUCUGCUACGAGUAUACAGCGGGAAGCAAUUGAGCACGAUCCUGACCGAUUUAUUAGUUACACUGCCAGUAGGAAGAUUGACCAAACAGAAAAUGAUGACAGUAAAUGAUAUGAUUCAUAGUCCUCUUUUUUUGAACACGGAUUGCAGGGCGAUUCUGUUACCUAGAAUCAUUAUUUUGGUUCGCGAUUUAUUGGAAGCUAAGGAAGAGGGGCUGUCAAGUACGCCUGGAAAAAGCGUGGCGAAGGUAGCCAGGCUGCUCGGCGAAAAUCGACAUCGACUCAACCAGCACCGUGGCUUCGGCGAAGAGGUAGAAUUGUGUGUCAAGAUUUUAUCUGAUAUAUUGGAACUAACAUUUAGAAAGGACAUAGGAAGCACUGUGCAGGACGUGAAAGAAAUUAUGCUCACCGCUCUACGAACGAUUAUACAAACUGUUAUAUCUAUGGACAGAGAAAACCCAUUAGUGAGAAAUUUAGUUUCAGUUAUGCUUGCCAUAUUUAGGCAAAUGACGCAGCAUCAUUAUGAAAUUUAUAUAAAUCACUUUCGAACCAAGUUCGAUUUACUCGAUUUUCUUAUGGAAAUUUUAUUGGUAUUCAAAGAUUUAGUGUCGAAAAGCGUAUUUCCAGGAGAUUGGUGCGAGAUGAUUAUGCUUCAGAACAGCAUAAUUUUAAAAUCGCUACGCUAUUUCUCAGGCACUAUCAGAGAUUAUUAUUUCACUGACUUUGAACAACAAGCCUGGUCUAAUUUUUUUCAUUGUACAAUCGCGUUCUUAACUCAACCGGCUUUGCAGUUAGAAACUUUUACAACGUCGAAACGCAAUCGAAUUGCAACGCGUUAUAACGAUAUGCGCAGGGAAACUGCGUUUGAAAUACGGUCGAUGUGGUUUAAUUUAGGGCAAUACAAAAUAAUGUUCGUUCCGGCUUUGGUCGGGGCGAUUUUGGAAAUGGCGUUAAUUCCAGAGAGUGAACUGAGGAAAGCAACCAUUCCUAUAUUUUUCGAUAUGAUGCAAUGCGAAUUUUAUAGUUCACGCAUGGUUGAAGGGUACGGCGAUACGAAACGCGAACCUACUCACAUAAAAGCUAAUUUUACAGAAUAUGAAAAUGAGAUGAUCGCAAAAUUAGAUAUAUUGGUUGAGGGCGGCAGAGGAGAUGAACAAUUUCGUUUACUUUGGAUUCAAGUAAUGGGAAAUCUUUGCGACAAACACUCUACCUUGCGAGAUCAAGGACUGCGUUUCGUGGACACAGUAGCUAAACUUAUGGAACGUCUUUUACAGUAUCGUGAUAUCAUGCACGCAGAGUCUCAGGAACAUAGAAUGUUGUGUAUCGUAAAUCUGCUGGAAUUUUAUUCCGAAAUAAAUAGAAAAGAAAUGUAUAUCAGAUACGUGAACAAGCUUUGCGAGCUGCAUUUAGAAUGCGACAAUUAUACUGAAGCUGCGUAUUCUUUGAAACUCCAUAGUCAGUUGUUAGAGUGGAGCGACCGGCAAUUACCACCGCUUUUGAAAUCGCACAGAUAUUUGUCCUGUCAAACGCAUCGGGAACUAAAAGAGGCAUUAUACAACGAUAUGAUCGCAUAUUUUGACAAAGGUAAAAUGUGGGAGUGCGCGCUCGCAGUCUGUAAAGAGUUAAUUGAACAGUACGAGAAAGAAACGUUCGAUUAUCUACAACUUUCUGUAUUGCUGAGACGCAUGGCUACGUUUUAUGACGCGAUCGUUAAACAAUUGAGGCCCGAACCCGAAUACUUUAGAGUAGCGUAUUACGGUCGCGGUCAUCCGGCGUUUUUACAAAAUAAGGUAUUUAUUUAUCGUGGGAAAGAAUACGAACGUCUCAGCGACUUUUGUUCACGGACGUUGAAUCAGUUACCAAACGCGGAACAAAUGAAUAAGUUGUCUCCUCCUACAUCGGAAAUGCUAGAAUCUAAUCAUCAAUACGUCCAAAUUAACAGGGUGGAUCCGUUAAUGGAUGAGAAAAAGCAACGAUUUAGUGGAAAACCUAUAACAGCAGAAGCAGUGUUAAGGUAUCAUCGAGUAAACGAUGUACAACGUUUCCGUUUUUCGAGACCAGCGCCAAAGAAAGAUUUGAUUUUGAGUAACGCUAAUUCUAGCGAUAAGGAAAAGGAAACGUCGACGAAUACGAUUAGCAAUAACGAGUUCGCCUCGUUGUGGCUCGAAAGAACGAUACUCGUAACAAGUCAUCCUUUACCGGGUAUUCUUCGAUGUUUUCCAGUCACGUCCAGUGAAACCUACUUAGUGAGCCCUCUCCGCAAUGCGAUUGAAACGAUGGAAGCUAGCAAUACUGCAUUGAGAGAUUUAAUUUUGGCUCACAAAGCUGAUAAUAAUCUUCCGUUAAAUCCGCUUAGUAUGAAACUGAACGGUAUACUGGAUCCGGCGGUGAUGGGCGGUAUAGAUAAUUAUGAAAAAGCGUUUCUCAAUCCCGAGUAUCGCGCUUCGCACCCGGAGGAGAAUUCCGACCUUUCGAAACUGGAGGGAUUAAUCGCCGAGCAAAUACCGUUGUUAGGGGUCGGCGUGCAGUUGCACAAGCUACGUGCUCCCCCUGAAUUGACUCCGUUCCAUCAACGUCUCGAAGUAUGUUUCGCGUCGAUGAAAAGUCAAGUCGAGGCCAAGUAUGGGAAAAAGACAUGCGACUUACAAGUCGAAAGUUUAUCGCAACCCGUUACAAUGCGAAGGCAUCAAGCUUCGAGAGGCGAGACUCACCGAUUAUCCGAAUCGAAUAUCAGCAAUACUGACUGUGGCACUCACUCCAGGGUAUCCUCUCUUACAAGAUCCCAAGUCGCAACGUUCAAGUCGCUCGCCUCAUUCAAUUUUAACAACAACAGUACAGCUUCGCCUGGUACUCAAAGUGUCAACUUGUCAAGGAACUCAUCGAUACGUUCGCAUAUAUUGUCGACGGCAUCUCUGCAGAAAGCGCUCGGAAGCCCGAAUCCGGGAACGAAUAAGAAGAAGGAUUCGAAGCGAAGAAGCGCUCGUAAAAGUGAUUCGGCUUCGUCAACGAAAAGCGAUCAACCGACCAGUCAAUGGUACACUACUACGGACGUGUCGCAAAUUAUAUCGACCCCCGUCACACCGCUGAUAUCAAGCUACCCUACUAGUCCGAUCUUCGAACUUCGUCAAGAGUUGACACCAACGCGUCCAUUAAGAUCGGAGGUAGAAAAGGAAAGAAGAAUAAGCAAUCGUUUGUCUGGACAGUCUCAGCAUUACUUGAGGAAUAUAAACAACGGACUAGAUUCUGGCAGUUUAGGAAAGGGGAAUCGAGAUAGUAUCGGUACCACGGAUAGCACGACAUCCGAGGACGAUCCGCCACCGCCCCUACCUGUGAAAACUCGCGAAGCUGAUUAUUGCAAUCUACCGGAAGAGUUACCCGUUCAACAUUGCGGAACAGGUAUUUCGAACAAUAUUAAUCGAUCCCUAGGACAGUGGUCGAAAAACAAACUUCCCACCCCUACAGAAGAUCUUGACGUUCAAACAAAACCCCCCACGCCACCGCCGAAACCAAAAAGACCACCAUAUAGUUUAAACAAAGUUACGCUCUGCUCGGAUGUAGAUAAUUUUAGUCAAGAUCCGUCCGUAACUUGAUUCGAAUUAUUUCACGUUCGUGCCCCUUGCCGGUAUACUGUACUGAUGAUUGAACAGACGUCUAGCUCUAUACAGUGGGACACUAAAAAGUUACCAUUUACACUGGUUUGCACCGUACCUUUCUCUUUUUUUAUAUUUUUUUUUCGCGCAAUUAGAAAAGUAUCUAUCGUCGUAACUAGAAGUAACAGCGAGACAUGCUUAGAUCUAUUUUCAGUAACAUGACAAAUAUCGAGAUGAAAUUGUACAGAUUUGCCUUCAUUCCAUCCAUGAAACAAAACUUUUGGAUGAAUUUUAUACGUAUACCUACAUAUGUAUCGUUAUCGGACACAAUGAGAACGUAAAAAUUUUUAUACUUUUGCGAGUGGAAAAUAUCAGCUAUAGAAAUUUUACACUCGAUAUUUUUUAAUAUAUAUUUAUACAUGUACAAAUUUGAUAUACAUACCUAUAUCCUCCUAUUUGUUCGUCUUGACUAGUACGGACAUCGCGCCUAUUUACUAAUGCCAUGCGGAUAUCGGAGUCUUUCAUUUAUAAGACUUUGUACUCAUCGUACAGGACGUAUUUAAUACACGCGUGUAUAAGCUACGCAUAAUAUGCUUAUUAAGAAACGGAUAAUGUUUAACGCGUAUUUUUAUAGAUUUUUACAGUACACGUUUAUAGGACUUUCUCGUAGUAUAGUAAUUUUUGUAGCAAUUUUUGAACAAACUUUACUGUUAUCGUUGUUAAUCUUUUUUAAUACAGGUAAGUCUAACUUUAGAAAACUGUUUUGAAAUUUUAAAUAUUUUUCUUAACAACUGUUUGCUUCCGAUUUUCGAUUUUUACAAUGCGUUGUUAUUAACAUCUAAACUAUUAUCAAUGUAUCGUGAAAUGUUCUGUUUUUAAGGAAUAUUUAAAGUAACGAAUUUUAUAGGAGCUUUAAGUGAAAAGGAACGAACGAAUUAAUUUCACGCAUAGACAGUAUAAAAUAGUUCGUUUAUUAUACCUCUGUACAACAUCGAGAUACAGAUCAAUUUUAAUGAAACAAAUUUGUGUACGUCCUCGCGCAAUUAUACAAAAUUGUUAUAAAGCACUAUACACAGUUUGACUGCCACGGAAUUUCUACGUAUUAAACGCAUGACAAGUACAUAUAGUAAAAAAAACUACCAA
Molecule: messenger RNA, 7365 nt
Organism: Ceratina calcarata
Lineage: Eukaryota; Metazoa; Arthropoda; Insecta; Hymenoptera; Apidae
Gene: mbc
Product: dedicator of cytokinesis protein myoblast city
Exons: 21
Coding region: 175-6222 (2015 amino acids)
Biological process (GO): cell migration; small GTPase-mediated signal transduction; myoblast fusion
Cellular component (GO): plasma membrane; cytoplasm
Molecular function (GO): guanyl-nucleotide exchange factor activity; small GTPase binding
Source: RefSeq, a predicted model, not a curated record